Poecilia reticulata (guppy) is the source of this 695-nucleotide messenger RNA. The record is from RefSeq and is a predicted model, not a curated record. NCBI's taxonomy places the organism in Eukaryota, Metazoa, Chordata, Actinopteri, Cyprinodontiformes, Poeciliidae.
UUGUUCAUUUGUUUGCCUACUCGUGGCAAUGCUUCGUUUCUGUCAUGUUGUUACUUUAAACGAACAAUUAUGGAUUUAUGAGUAAAUUUGUUGCAUAUUCUGUCAUUUUCCCUGCUAUUAUAACCUCUCUAUUCCCUUGGAACAAUGAACCUCRCCACUGUUUGCUGCAGGGAUUGCUGUCCAUCCUUCGUAAGCUAAAAAGCACUCCAGACCAGGAGGUUCGGAUACUGCUGCUGGGUCUCGACAACGGGGGGAAGACCACGCUUCUCAAACAGCUGGCUUCAGAGGACAUCAGCCACAUCACCCCCACACAGGGAUUCAACAUUAAGAGCGUACAGUCUCAGGGGUUUAAGCUGAACGUUUGGGACAUCGGAGGCCAGCGAAAGAUCAGGCCGUACUGGAGGAACUACUUUGAAAACACCGAUGUGCUGAUUUACGUCAUUGACAGUGCUGACAGAAAGAGGUUUGAGGAAACAGGGCAGGAGCUGGCGGAGCUGCUGGACGAGGAGAAGCUGAGCGGCGUUCCUGUGCUGAUCUUUGCAAACAAGCAGGACCUGCUGACGGCGGCUCCGGCCUCGGAGAUCGCAGAGGGACUCAACCUGCACACCAUCCGCGACCGGAUGUGGCAGAUCCAGUCCUGCUCCGCUCUCACCGGAGAGGGGAUUCAGGUGAGCAGGAAGCCCAGCUACGUAUAA